GCCCCACCCGGACCUCGUGGGGUUCCUCUUUUAGGAUACCUUCCAUUUUUCGGCGAUAGUCCACAUCUAACUUUUAUGAAACUUCGUGAGAAAUAUGGGAAUAUAUUUAGUAUCCAGAUGGGAAGUCUUCCCGCAGUUGUUAUCCAUGGAAAGGAUCUGAUAAAAGAAGCAUUAGUUAACCGCGGGGAUGAUUUUUCUGGACGUCCACAAUUUUUUUCUAAUACACUUAUAGGGAAUGAUACUUUAACAUUUGGCAAUUUCAGUGAGAUAACUAUUUUACACAAGCAUUUGGCUUCAAGUGUUCUGUUUAAGUUUGCCAAUGCCAGAAAGAAUCCGAUUGAAGAAAUUGUCAACUUUGAAGCUAGAAUGGCAGCGUCUGAACUGGUAGCUAUGAAAGGUACACCGAUAAACCCAAAAGAAGCAAUUUAUACCAGUGUUGGUAGUAUCAUAUUUCAGGUUUGUUUUGGUAAGGAUAGAAAUAUUCGAGAGGAGGAUUUACACUUUAAGGAGUUUAUCAUGAACUCAGAGGAAUUUAGUAAAUUUGUAGGAUCCGGUAAUCCUGUGGAUGUGAUGCCCUAUUUGAGGUUUGUGAUGCCGUGGAAGGUGACAAAAUUUAUUGACCUUGUAACAAGAUUUGACAACAUGGUCAAUAUCAAAAUCGAGGAAAAUAAGAAGGUGUACACUCCUGGAGAAUUGCGUCAUCUAACCGACGGAUUAAUUGCUGCUCUUAAAGAAGAACAAGACAAGCCAGAUUCAAAGUUUACAGAGAAAAGGAUUUUUUCCACUGUAGUUGAUAUUCUUGGAGCAGGGUUCGAGACUGUAUCCACAACAUUAUUGUGGGCUAUCUUGUGUUUGACAAAAUAUCCACAGGUACAAGAGAGGGUCCAACAAGAAAUCGAUGACGUUUUGGGGAAGAGACAACCAAUGCUUCAAGAUAAACAGAACAUGGAUUACUGUAUGGCCACUAUCAAUGAAAUCAUGAGGUAUACCUGUCUUGCCCCUCUUGUCAUACCACAUACAGCUACCAAAGACACAGAACUCUGUGGAUAUUCUAUAAAGAAGGACACUAUUGUUAUCCCAAACUUAUAUUCUAUUAGUCACGACAAGGAAACCUGGGGCGACCCAGACAAGUUUCGACCAGAGCGAUAUUUGGACUCAAAAGGCCAACUAGACAAAACCAUCACGGAAAAAUUCAACGUUUUUUCAAUGGGACGAAGAAAAUGUUUGGGAGAAUUUCUGGCUCGCACUGAAAUAUUUCUUUUCUUUACUGGUAUUUUUCAGCUGUGUAAGUUCUCC
Molecule: messenger RNA, 1296 nt
Organism: Lottia gigantea (owl limpet)
Lineage: Eukaryota; Metazoa; Mollusca; Gastropoda; Lottiidae
Exons: 1
Molecular function (GO): iron ion binding; oxidoreductase activity, acting on paired donors, with incorporation or reduction of molecular oxygen; heme binding
Source: RefSeq, a predicted model, not a curated record